Brienomyrus brachyistius is the source of this 6062-nucleotide messenger RNA. RefSeq names its product protein piccolo (gene prr36b). NCBI's taxonomy places the organism in Eukaryota, Metazoa, Chordata, Actinopteri, Osteoglossiformes, Mormyridae. Bases 331 to 4944 code for a protein of 1537 amino acids. The transcript has 5 exons. The record is from RefSeq and is a predicted model, not a curated record.
AAAAUCACCCCCGCUGUCAGCCGUGGUAAAUUCCGCCCUGAGUGUCCGUCUGUCCGGCCCGGGGAGUGGGCAUUGUCUGCUGUGCGGUGAUCAAUGUUAGUUUGGGGCACACUGCAGCGCGGAAGAGUCUUGACCCUUUACGCACUGAGCAAUCUGACGAUUCCUUCGACUUAUUAGGAAUUUCUUUUUUCCAUCCGCUAACUCGCUGUGUAGAGUCAUCCUGUGAAAGGAUACGGGAGAAGAAUAGAAGCCGGAUCGGGGCGUUGCUGGAGGAACAGUAGUUCGAUAUUGCUAAGGCUUGACGUCUCGGAAAUCCACACCAGAGGGGAGAUGAAACCGGAUGGGGUUGCCACGGCAGCCAUGGAACCCAUGGAUGCGAAGGAAGGGGCGGGGCCUGUGUGCGAGGAGCCGCAGCCGGCCCCACCCUCCGAGGUGAAGAAGCCUGCGGGGGAAGGGAAGCCCCCAGGUGACAAGACGAAGAGCGGCAAAUCUGGAGACGCCAAGGGCAAAGCGAAGGGCCCCACCAGAGCGAAGGCCAGCACCAACGUCCUCACCGGCACGAAGGCCAGUGCAACCUCUCCCAGGCCCAGCCCGGCGCAGAACCGCGUGCUCAACGGCGUCCAGAAGCAGCCGGCGUCAAAUGGGGUUCCGAAAAAAACCGCCCCCCCAGCGUCGGAGAAGAAGAAGCUGGCCCCGGCGCCGGCACCCGCCAAGAAGUCCGUCAGUCCGACCAAACCGGCGGAAAAGAAGCCGGCGGUUGCCAGACCCGCCUCCGCUCCCGCCGCGGCCGGCACGCCAUCGCCAAAGAAGAAAGCGGCAGCUGCGACGAGUAAUGAUGCGAAAGCGAAGCCCAAAACCGCAGCUCCCAGACCGACCUCGGCGGCUCCCGCAAAAUCCAGCACCGGAGCGGCAGCCAAACCUGAUAAGCCGGCAGUCUCCAUGGCUACCAGACCAGCUGCCGGUCCUCCGCCCCGGCCUGCACCUGCAGCCUCAGCAGGGAAACUAGCUUCCUCAUCAGCUCGACCAGGUCCUGUCAAGACUCCAGUGCCCUCUGCUGGUAAAGCCUCCACAACACAGUCUCCCAAGCCCCCAACUCCUGCAAAGAAAGAUGUUAGCCGAUCAACUUCCACUGUGGCCAAGAAGCCGACAGAGUCCCCUGGUCGUCCGUCAGCAGCCAAGACCUCCAAGAGCGAGUCUCCAAAGCCAGUAUCAGCCUCCAAGUCUGACGCUCCAAACAAGCGCCCCGUCUCCAGCGCAAAGCCAGCUGACUUCAAGCCCACACGUCCAAAACCCCAGGAGGUCAAAGCUUCCACAAGCCCCCGACCCUCUGGAUCCAAGCCUGGUGUCGGCAAGUCUGCCAGUCCCAAGAAAGCAGUGGGGAGCAGCACGCCAAUGCCUGUGAAACGCGCCCCUAAACCCACACCGCCUGUCAGUGCUGCUGAGGAGCAGACUGAGGAGAACCUGCAUCAGAAAGCUGCUGCUGCUUCUGUUUCCGACACCGCGGCACCAGCUCCUCAGGCGCCGGCGGCCGAACCAAAUGUGGGUCAUGCUCUCCAAAGGGAAGAGGCAGAAGAACUGCUGCCCCAGCCUGUUGACCUUGCAGAAGAAGAAACAAAGGUGGCCAACAUCUCCACUCCCAGGAAGGAGGAUUCCCAAGACUUGGUUGUCCUCUCAGAGCCCGAAGUGGCUUCUUUGGCACAGUCAUCUCCAUCCUCAACCCCUGCUUCUUUGUCUUUACAGGCACAAAGUGCCUCCCCUGUUGUGGAACCUGUAAUCUCUCAUGAUGACACCUCCUCCAAGGACCAGCCACCCAUGACAACCACAGAGGACUCAGUAGAAUAUGAACCAAAAAUUCAGCCUCAUGUUGAAUCAACACCACAGGUGUCUGCUUCCAUAGACCAGCUUGCAAUGAUCUCUCCUAUAGGAGAAACUGAGGUGGCUGUGGAGAAAGCAGAUGAAGAGAUCAAUGUAGACAAUGAUGAGGAUGAAGAAUAUGAAGAGAAAGAAGAUGAAGAUGAAAAGCAUGAGAAAAAGGAGUGCAGUAUCCAGUUGUCUGACAUGAGCAUGCCCCAGACCAAGUCAGAUGACCUAGAUCUAGACACUAAAGACAUAAAUGGCCACCAGGAGGAGCUAACGAAGCAUCCAUCUGUGUUCUUGGAGGAAACGGCAACACUUGAUGACCGGGAAGAGGUUAGUCUUAUGGGGAAAGACAGCGAAUCCACGGAUGAUACAACCUACGACUCAAGAAUCACUCAACACACCUGUGUGAUGCAGCUGGAGAAGGAGGAUGGACAACAGGAGGAGGAGGAGGAGGAGGAGGAAGAGGAAGAGAAGCAGUGGGAGGAGAUGGAGCAGCAGGAGAAGCAGCAGGAGAAGCAGCAGGAAGAAGAGGAACAGGAGGAAGAGGAAGAGAAACAUCAGUCGGAGGAGGAGCAGGAAAAGGAGCAGCAGCAGGUAGAGGAAACGAAGGAAGAUAAGCAUCAAUCAGAGGAGGAGCAGGAAAAGGAGGAGGAGCAGCAGGUAGAGGAGGAGGAGGAAGAGAAGCAGCAGGUUGAGCAGGAAGUGGAAUUCAGUUUGCAGCUGCCAGAGAUAUGCAGUAGUCAGCCCAUGGAGAAGUUCCCAGCUGAGACCAACUGCUCAGGAUUCCAGGGUCCAAUGCGGACAGAUUUAGAGCUUGAUGCUGAUCAUGUUGAUCAUGAUGAUGAUGAUAAUGGUGAAGAUGAUGAUGAUAGUGAUGAUAACGAAGAUGAUGAUGAUGUGAAGGGCAGUCAGCAGGAAGUACAGCAUCACAGCACUUUUGACUUACUGGAGACUACAGAGAGAACCUUCAGUUCGAUGGAAGCCAGGCUGAAGGGGAAGGAAUGUGAAAUAUUUGAUGCUCCAUCUCAUCAUUCAGAACUACUGCCAGAUAUCGCAGUGGAAAACAGAAGAGUGGAAGAGGAAAGUGAUACACAGGAGUUGGAGAGAAAGAGCCAGCCUAUUGCAGAAUACCUAACAGAGUUUACCAAUCUGGUCAGCUGCGCAGGAGUCCAGGGUCUCUCAAACCCAGUUAUAGAUGCUACAAAUGUAAAUGACUGUCACCUCGAAACCCAAAUACUCAGUACCCCUGACUUGCUAGGGGCUCUGGAGAGAACCAGUAACCAGGAAAGGGCCAGCUUGAUGGAAACAGAGGGUAAGCUGAUAGAUACCCUAUCUCAGAAUAAUGAUUCCACACCACAGAAUCCUCCUAUGGAAGAGGAGGAGACAGAAGAAGCACAGUUUAGUCUGCAAAUGUCAGAGAUGAGCAGUAGCUGGCAGAUGGAGGAGUUCCCAGCUAAGUCUGUUGACCUGAUUAGCUGUGUAAGUUCUCAGAGUCCCUCGACAGUGGAUAUGGGAAAUGAAGAUCUAAGUAAGAGUCAAGUAAAGACACUAGAGCAGGAUAUAUCUAUCUUGCCUGAGGGUAUGGAUGGCGCAUGCAUCCUGGGUGAGACCAACCUGAAGGAGGAAGAGGGUGCAGUUGUAUGUUCUGUGGCGCACCAUUUCAAUUCUGUGCAAGAAACUCAAGAAAAACAUGAAAAGGAAGAGGAUGAUGAUGAUGAGGAGGAGGAGGAGGAGGAAGCAGAUCAACAGGAUGACAUGGAUGUAGGGUCUGAACGAGCAGAAGACUGUCGGGGGGUACCACAUGAGGAUGAGGAAGAGGAUGAAGAUGUAGAGAUGGCCAGUGAAGUUGUCACAGAGGGCGGACUGGAGAGCUAUGAGAAUGUUGACGAGGAUGACCAUGCUGAGGGGGAACACUGCCUGUAUAACCUAAAUCUGACCCCGUCACUGCCCCCUGUCACCUCAGGACCAUGGGAUCAACUAUCCCUAAUAACAGCCAACCAGCCACUGGACCAAUCACUUGAGCCUGUUCUACCUGCCCAGCCUGCUUGGCUAGAUCUUGGAAAUACAUUACGAAAGGAAGAGCCUCUCCUCCAGGCAUCUGAUAAAUCCCCACUGGAUGAAGUUUCUAGGCCUGUGAUGCCAGGGUGCCAACCAAGCUCCCUGGGAGACGCUCAGCAGGCAGCUCACUGCAGCAGCGGCAGCGAGACAGGGACACCGGAAGAGCUUGCUGAUUAUGACAGCAGCUCAGGCGUGGAAUCUCGCUCGGAGGACAAGCAGCGCACACCCGUACCCCCAGCCCAACCCGAUAUUGAGCAGGACCUCGGCAUUCACCUAGAAAAGGGGGACGUGGAAGGCGAAGAAGAGGAAGCUGAGACUCUCCCUGCCGAUGAGGUUAUGGGCGACCCUCCCACUGCACACACCUCGGCUCCCUCCUCACCAUCUUCUUCAGGUGACGAGGCCAGUGAUACUGAAGGGGAAAUUCAGAUCAAUGACCCCAGCUCCCACAUUAUUGACAACGCAAACUUGGAUGGUAAGUCUGGUGCCCAUGACCAACCAGCUCUGGACGAGUCAGGGGAGGAGGAUGGGGGGACACCUCAGUCUGCUGCCUCUGUACCCUCUUAUGCCUUUGACUGUCCCACAUCCAAUGCACACUCCACAGCUGAAAGCUGUGGAAAAAGCCCAGGUCUCUUUUCUCUGGAGAAUGAGGAGCAGCUGCUUGAGGACGCCAAGGAUCCAUGUUUAGUCCAGGAGUUGACCAUGUCUGCUGCCACAGGACAUAUAGAUGAUCACCUAGGCUCCCCAGUAGCUCUUCUGCCCCUAGUUCAUAAUGAGGAGAAUGACAAGGAAGAGGAAGAUGAAGAUGAAGAGGAAGAAGAGGUCGACCCAGAUGAGGAGCAGUAUCUAUUGAGAGGGAAGUCCGAGAUAGGAUUUCCUGGCAUCCUGAGCUCCACAGGGCCGCUGGAGGCUGACGGACACCUCUCUUCACACCACCACCACACCUCUGGAGAGGAUUCUGAGUCUCAGCCUCCUUAUUUCACUGCCAUUUGUGAUAAAACGGAUAACGCUCUGGCAGGUAACGUAUAGUUCCACCUGUGUGAUGCACCUAUUUCUGCCCCCUUGUUCCUUAUUCUUCCUGCUGCUGGGGUAGACGUUGUAGAAGCAGGGAAGGUAAGAGGCGGCGCUUAAGAAAAUGAGGGGAUUAAUCUACUAGAUGUAUCCAUGCCACUACUUCUGUGAUGUUACUACUGUGGUCAUAAUUAAGUCAAUGGUUUCAACUUCUCUACGUUCAAUAGCUACUACAAUUACUUGUCUGUAUUCUUCUUGGCUUAUUUGCAUAUCUGAUCAGCUAAACUGGCAUGGAUUGACCAGUCUGUUAUGUAAGGGUUCAGGGGUUGUUGGGGGCACUUAAGGACUGUUUUGGGGAGGGGGCAGAAUACAACGGAAUGGACUCUACCUUUUGUGUAAUUAUCCUACUGUUUUUACCAAACAAAGUUGUUUUUUUUGUAUGUCUAUUUUAUUUCUGUUCCAUGUUAUGAGAAUCGAAAACCUGUCUUUUCUUCGUGUACCCGAUUCUGUUUAUGGGAAUCAGUAUCUUUACUUAUAUUUGUUCUGAUUCCGAAAACAAUGCCGUUUUAGCUUUGACUAAAAUUUUAGCACAACUCUCUUUUCUUCCCCAUGGCCAGUUUUACUUCUAGUUGUGUAGGGAAGCUGAACAGCCAAGUUCUAGGAUCUUAGGUUUCUCCAGUACAUAGAAGGCUCCAUAUUUAUCAUUCAUAUUUGCUGGAAAGCAGGCUUUAAAAGGCCCCUGGACUCCUUUCAAUGUUCCCUCCAGGCUUCAUUAUCGUUGCUACUUUUUCAGAAUCACCAGACCAAACUACCUAAAGUUCUCGACGUAAUUUCUAAACUUGGAACGCUUCAUUAAAAAGUAUCGGACUUCUGGCACAUUUCAGACAUGCAGCGCAAGUUCCCUUUGUAAUUUUGCAAUUUAUAUAAUUCAGGCAUUUAAGUAACCGGAAACUUUGCUAUGAAGCUGGAUCGCAAAAUCUCAGGAAACAGCGUAGAAUGAUGGCAGGAUUUCCUGAAUAUGUGACGACGAGGAUAUUUGUGUUCGCGUGCGGCUGAACUCAAAAGCAAUGGUAUUUUCAAUUGGAACUUAAACUGGUCUAUGAAAUGGUAUUAAAUGCAGAAUCUUGGUAUAAAAA